AUGUCGAUUUCAAGUGAGUCAAUCACAACACCACACCCCGGUAAAGUUUAUGUUGGUGGAUUUCCCACUGAUUUUACUUGCGACGCACUCAAAAGCAUUUUUAGCGUCUGCGGACAAAUUGAAUCAGCGGAAAUAUUUCAUAAAUGGAUUACAUUCUGUCACAUCAUUUUCACGGACUCUUCGUCAUGUAAAAAGGCGAUAGAAAUGUUUGAACAAAAGGACAUGGGUGGGUACACUUUUCGAGUCGGUGAAAUGAAGAUGACAGCCCCAAAGGCUGAAGUGAAGAACUUGCGUUCAUUUGGCGACAUUCAAGUGAGUGUUGUUUUAGUUCGUCCGAUGCAUGAAGAGAACAUUGGUGCCAUUGGUCGACUUUGUGCCAACUUUGAUGUCAAAGCUCUUUAUGUUGUCAACCCCGAGUGUAAAAUUGGCGAAGAAACGAUGAAGAUAUCAAGACAUGGGAAGAGUUACAUUGAACAUUUGAAAAUUUAUAAUAACUUGACUGAUGUGAAGCAGGAGUGCGGAUUUCUUAUUGGGUUCACUGCACGUGAGGGUAAAGGAAAUACCAAAAACAAGCGUGUUCUCAUUAAAUAUCAAGAGACGUGCGAAAUUUUGAAAACAAUGCAAGGCGACGUCGGGCUAGUGUUUGGAAAUGAAUCAAACGGACUGAAUUCAGAAGAGGCUGAAGCGUGUGACCUCCUCAAUAAAAUUGAUAUUCAGACAAGUUACCCCGUUCUCAAUUUAAGUCAUGCAGUGAGUAUCGGACUGUCAUACUUCCACUUAAAAUUGAGAGAUGCAGGAGAGAUGGUACCGUCCGAGUGUAAAGAGAAAGUUGUUGCUGCAAAAAUCGACUUAGCGAGUAAAUGGGAACACAUCGUUAAGUUGUCUUUCGGUGAUAGGAAAGACAAUGGGUCAAUUGAUGUGAUGAAAAAAAUAUUAGGAAGGGUCGUACUUACCGAACGAGAAGCUGCCGUGCUUGAACAUGCUUUCAAUGGAAUCAACUAUAAAUUGCUUGCUGACACUAAAGUGCUCCAAGACGAAAAAUUCGAGAAAGAAAAAGAGGAAAAGUAA
Entamoeba invadens IP1 is the source of this 1068-nucleotide messenger RNA. RefSeq lists its product as hypothetical. Gene Ontology annotation, molecular function: RNA binding. Gene Ontology annotation, biological process: tRNA nucleoside ribose methylation. Bases 1 to 1068 code for a protein of 355 amino acids. Gene Ontology annotation, cellular component: cytosol. The record is from RefSeq and is a predicted model, not a curated record. The transcript has a single exon. Lineage: Eukaryota; Evosea; Mastigamoebida; Endamoebidae.